AUGUUGCUAACUACCCCGAUGAGACGUCAACUGACAAAUUUAGUCACGAAACCGUCGUUGAAAAGAUUAGCAGGCUCUUCCAUUACCGCAAGACGUCUUUACGCAAAACCUACACCAACCUCUCCUCCUCCUCCAAAGGAUGAAAAUGGGACUCCAUGGUUGGGUUACUUCUUCACAACUACCAUCGCCGCCUCCCUAGGUUACAUCAUGGCAACCACUUUAACUUUUGAAAAAGAUAAGACAAUCUCAUCUCUUAUCCCCAAUCCAUCCCUGGCAAACGCCAUUGAAAAUGAAGCUCGUUCCACGGCUCCAUUGGACUCCUUACAACCACCAAACUAUAUUCAAGACGAGGAAAAGAUUCAAGCAGUACUGAAACAAUUACAAAGUGUAUUGGGUAACAAUCCAGAAAAUUACUCCAUGCAUGAAGGUGAAUUAAACUCCCAUUCAGACACAGAGUUCAAUACACAUCAUCCUAACGACGAUCAAAGACCACGUAUUAUCCUAUUCCCUCACAACACUGAGGAAAUCUCCCAAUUAUUGAAAAUAUGUAACGAAAAUGACGUUCCAGUGGUGCCCUUCUCAGGGGGGACCUCUUUGGAAGGUCAUUUUAUUCCAACUAGAAGAAAUUGUACUGUAACCAUUGAUAUCUCCAAAUAUAUGAACCAAAUUAUUAAAUUGAAUAAGAAAGAUUUGGACGUCGUCGUGCAAGGUGGGGUUGAAUGGGAAGAAUUGAACGAGUUCUUGAAGGAUGAAGGUCUCAUGUUUGGUUGUGAUCCUGGUCCAGGUGCUCAAAUUGCUGGGUGUGUCGCUGAUUCAUGUUCAGGGACAAACGCAUACAGAUACGGGACCAUGAAGGAACAAGUUGUUAAUUUGACCGUUGUAUUACCUGACGGAACAAUUGUUAAGACAAAGGGUAGACCAAGAAAAUCAAGCGCUGGUUAUAAUUUGAACGGGUUAUUUACUGGUAGUGAAGGUACUUUAGGGAUCAUGACUGAAGUCACUGUGAAGUGUCAUGUCAUUCCUAAAUUUGAAACUGUCGCCGUCGUUGCAUUCCCCACCGUGGGGGAUGCCGCUGAAUGUGUCUCCAAUGUCAUCCAAAGUGGAAUUCAAUUGACCGCUAUGGAACUGUUAGAUAAUAAUAUGAUGCAUUUGAUUAACAAAGGUGGAGCUACUUCAAGAACUGACUGGAUUGAAAAACCAACUGUUUUCUUCAGAAUCGGGGGUCAUACUCAAAAGACCAUUGAUGAUUUAGUCUCAGAAGUGGAAAAAUUAGCUAAGAGUAAUAAAUGUCAAAAUUUCGAAUUCGCAAAGGAUGAAGAUGAAAAAGUGGAAUUAUGGGAAGCUAGAAAAGUCGCCUUAUGGUCAGUCUUGGAUGCUGGUAGAAACACUGAUCCAAAGGCAAGAGUUUGGACUACCGAUGUGGCUGUACCUUUAUCUCAAUUACCACAAACUAUUGAAAAGACCAAGCAAGAAAUGGAUAAAUCCAAGUUGAUUAAUGCUAUCGUGGGUCACGUUGGUGAUGGUAACUUCCAUAGUUUCAUCAUCUACCGUAACGCAGACGAAAGAAAGAAAUGUGAAAAACUAGUCGAAAAUAUGGUUCAUAGAGCCUUAGAAGUCGAAGGGACUUGUACUGGUGAACAUGGUGUCGGUAUUGGGAAGAGAGAAUUCAUGUUGAGUGAAUUAGGUCAAACUCCAGUUGAUUUGAUGAGAAAGGUUAAAUUGGCCAUCGAUCCAAAGAGAAUCAUGAACCCCGAUAAAAUCUUCAAGAUUGAUCCUAAGGAACCAUCUGAUGAUUACGUGUAA
This is a messenger RNA of Naumovozyma castellii, 1803 nucleotides long. It is a transcript of the gene DLD1, whose product is annotated as D-lactate dehydrogenase. The record is from RefSeq and is a predicted model, not a curated record. The transcript has a single exon. NCBI's taxonomy places the organism in Eukaryota, Fungi, Ascomycota, Saccharomycetes, Saccharomycetales, Saccharomycetaceae. Bases 1 to 1803 code for a protein of 600 amino acids.